Protopolystoma xenopodis is the source of this 207-nucleotide messenger RNA. Lineage: Eukaryota; Metazoa; Platyhelminthes; Monogenea; Polystomatidea; Polystomatidae. The record is from the annotation of a GenBank genome assembly.
AUGCACUAUGGACCACCUAUACUGCGUUCCAUUAACAUCGUCCGCGAAUGCCUGACACUCUUGGAUACACCAUCUACAGCUCUCCUGCACUUUUUGGCUAUGAUCGUCUUUCACGUCAUGCUGGAUACUGAGGCCUACCAUGUCAGCGGUUUGGGUUCUGCUCGCAUUAACUGGCCUCCGUUUAGCUUCGCUCCGGCUCGUAAAUAA